Messenger RNA from Psylliodes chrysocephalus, 2552 nucleotides. Lineage: Eukaryota; Metazoa; Arthropoda; Insecta; Coleoptera; Chrysomelidae. The record is from the annotation of a GenBank genome assembly.
CCAAUAUUGAAGUCGUUCGAGAUGUACCCCUUCUCGUUGUCCCUUCUCUACCUACAUUUGUGCCAUUCAUGCAUUCAAGUAGCGAGUAAAGUCUAGUAUAUUCAUUUUAAUCUAUUAUUUCGAUAAAUGAUUAGAUUUGAUUUUAAUUUCUAUCUAACGAUCUUAGGAAACUGUAAAACGUAAAUGCUGGCAAUUCUGUAGUUUUCUGUCAUAAUUUGACCUAGUUUCAAUUUUAUUUGCGCAGAAAUUUUGUAGAUGGCAACAGUGAGAUAUUCCUUGUCCCUAAAUGCGAAUGUGUGACACCACCAGUGACAGCUCUAUUAUUGGUAAACGUAACGAAAGAGAUUCCUCAUUCGUGAAAUAUUUGUUCGAUUUGGAAACGGCCAUUAUAUUCAGUUGGUGAUUACUUCUUUAAAUAUAGUUGUUUUUCUUAGGAAUAUCAAAUUCAUGGUGAGAAUUUCAUGACAAUCUGAAAAAUGUCGUCUCCAAGUGCUGGAAAAAGACGUAUGGACACUGAUGUUAUUAAACUCAUUGAGAGUAAACAUGAGGUAACCAUUCUUGGUGGGCUCAAUGAAUUCUGUGUCAAAUUUUAUGGGCCUAGAGGAACACCUUAUGAAGGAGGAGUUUGGAAAGUGAGAGUUCACUUACCAGAACAUUACCCCUUCAAAUCUCCAAGUAUUGGUUUUAUGAAUCGUGUUUAUCACCCAAACAUAGAUGAAGUAUCGGGUACAGUGUGCCUAGAUGUUAUAAAUCAAGCUUGGACAGCUUUAUAUGAUUUAUCAAAUAUAUUUGAAUCGUUUCUUCCACAAUUAUUAACCUACCCCAACCCCAUCGACCCUCUCAAUGGAGAUGCGGCUGCUAUGUAUUUACAUAAACCUGAAGAAUACAAAAGAAAAGUAUCAGAAUAUGUGAGAAAGUACGCGACAGAAGAGGCACUUCGGGGUCAAGAAAACGUCAGCUCGGAUAGCGAAUCUAGUAUGUCAGACUUUUCUGAAAAUGAAGCUGAAGAUAUGGAGUUAUAACGCAGGCUAUCAUCAAAAUUUACCAUCUCGCUCAAUACGACUUCCCUAUGUGUAGGUGACAUUAACGAUUCAAAUUUAAAUGUGAUGUGCUUAAAAAGUUAUUUAUAUAAUCUUGAUUGUUUUGCCUUUUCAUAGUUUAUUUUGUUGGUCAAUCUGUCCCAGGGUUCAUUAACGCUCUGAUGUACACUUCCUUACUUCAGUCUCCUUUAACACUGAAUUUUCAAAAAAAUCCUGUCCACACUGUUUUUUUUAACCAUUUUUUUAAUUAUGGUAAAAGGCGCCAUUUUGAACAUUAGUUUUAGUUUUCUUUAUAUUUUAUUUCCAGACAUAUUAUUAAAUUUGUUAGUUUUUAUUUUUUAUAUAUAAAAAAUUGCGGACAGAAUUUUUUUGAAAGCAUUAAUAAAGAGAUUGCAUGUAUCACAAGACCCAGUGUUGUAUAUACGGAGCUAAAAAAAUACAAAAGCUUCAAGAGUGCCAUUUAAAAAGUAUAUUUCACUUUGUAAUCAAAAACCGAAUUAUUUGCUAAAGAAUCACCGUUUCAUUUUAAAUUUGUGAAUUAACAAUAAUUGAAAAGCAACUGUGCAUUGAAUUAUUUUUUUUUUAUUAAGAUAUUUAUUAGAAAAAAAAACCUCGUCCGAACCUUAUAGCAAAAAGCUACAGUCACAAAAAAGGUGCAUUUCAAUAGACUACAAGAUGUCGAAAGCAGUCAUCUUCAAAGUACUUUGCACUUUAUGCGAUUCACCUAUUCAUAUGCGUUUUAUAAACCUUCUGUUGUUUUUUAUUUCGUUUUCAUUUGGGGAAAUAAAAAAAUAGUCUCGCUGUGCGAGAUCAGGUGAAUAGGAACUCGCCUGCGCAAGGACAUAUUUAUGUAUUUUUUUGUUCAAUCCUGAUAAACAUCUUACAAUAAAAUUCGAUGACAUGAACUACACAAGUUCGUCAUAAAUCUGACGCUGAUUUUCCGUUUAAUACAUUUUAUUCGGGGAUCGUAUUCUCGGGUUGCCCGAUCAGCUUUAUUAUAUAAACAUUGAGCGUGGUUUUACUGAAAUCAAUAGGUCCUACCGCCAUGUGUCUAUGCAAUAUCCAUUUAGAAACCUGAAUUAUUACCCUAUAGUUGUUUGUUUAAAGCUCAGAACUCAUGUCAAUCGGAACGAGGUUUUUUUUUGGGGAUUAUUAACAAUUACAUUUUUACAUUUACAUAUUUAUUUAGUAUUUUCUAUUAAAAAUAAGAAUUAUAUGUAGUUUAGUUGAACAUUUUACUUAUUUAAAUAAUCAUAUAAGUAUUUUUAUUGAAAUAUUCUAAGUAAACGCUGUGAUAUAAUUACUAAUUUCAUUUUUUGAAAACGAAGAAAUUCUAAAGCAAUGAUGGAUCUAAGUGAGGCAAUUUUGAGUGAAUUGAACAUUACAAACACGAUUAUUUAUGUACAUCAUAGUAAUGUAGUUAAGAGCACAUCGUAAAAAUUGUGGCAGUGUCCAUGAAAAGAAUCAAAUAUCAGUCUUCAUAAAUAAUUUUAAUGUAUUAUUAAUGUUGGG